GCAACAUCGAAUUAGAAAAAUGGCGUUUGGUACAGCUGUGGGUUGCGCAAUUUUUAUGUAAAUGUGCAUGAAAUUUAUAAUAAAUUCGAAGUUUGAAGUGCAACAAAUUAUCGCGAGACAAUAAGUGAAUGUUUUGUAAAAUUUACACUGUGAAUUGUAGGAUAAAUUAGUGUUUUUUCGUUUCACAAAGCUGUGAUGGACUGUGUAUUUUUUGUGUUGUGGUGAUGUUCGGAAGGUAAUAAAUAAUGAAACGAAAAAUCAUGCGGCUGUGCAAAUAAUGUUACAAUGAUGGAUAAGUUAUGGGUGGUGUUGUUAGUGGCCUUGACCGGCGCACACUUUGGGCAGGGAUUGCCGCUGCGUUCGACGCCGCACAGCUACCCGCACAACACAAACGGGCCAAUCCCGGCAGGAUGGAAGGAGGGCAGCCUGUACGCGGCUGUGCCGGCGCUGGCGCUCAUAGUCACGGCCGUAGGGCUCCUGUUCGGGUGCACCUGGUGCUACAGGCACAAGGACUGUAAGCAAAACGAAGGAGCGGACAACCAGCUGUUCACUGCCAGCGCCACACACCUGCACGAGCGGCGCUCGCACCCGCCCGACUCCGGCUUCUCAGAGCCCGCCAACAACAACAUCAGCGAGGACAACAACAAUGGCCCCAUAUCGCUGCGGGAGAUGCAGAACAUCGCCAACAACAAUGCGACAGCAUACAUUGUUAGCGAGAACGAGGAGCGGAACAGAGUCAGCCGCGAGUCUGUUGUCGAGUUUGAGCCGUUGCCCACGGGCAUCAGGGUCGCUGAUCCGUUGGAGAGAUGCGUGGAUUGGUUCGGCGACGAGGAUUUCCCGAGGAAUAGAUUGCAAUAUCUACGCGAGAUCGGACGGGGGUGGUUCGGCAGGGUAGUGGAAGGCGAAAUCGAAGACGAAGGCACAACAACGACAGUAACAGUCAAAAUACUGAACCAGAACGCGAGUCUAGAAGACAAGGCUCGGUUCCUGGACGAAGCGCGCCUCUACCGCGACGCGAGUCACGAGAACGUGCUCGCCUUCGUGGCCAGCUGUCUGCAGGAAGACCCCUGGAUUCUUAUAUUUGAGCUGUGCUCCACAGAUCUCCAGAACUAUCUGACAGCGAACCGUCCAAUGAUGGCGGCACUGAACGAGAGCGGAGUCCCGUUGCGUCUCAUGUGUGACGUCACUUCCGCUCUCUCCUACCUUCACUCUAGGGGAUAUACGUAUGGUGAGCUGUGCACGCAGAACGUUCUGAUUCGUGGUUCAGAGGAGGCGGCGCGCGCCGUGCUGGGCCAUUAUGGCUUGGACCCGCGGCCGCAUGUGGACAAUAAUCAGCACAUGUCGCAGGCCGGCGACGUGUCGUCCCUGGGCUACGUGCUGCGCGACAUCUGCUCCUGGGCCGCCGCGCCGCCGCCCGCGCAGCCCGACUGCCCCUACCGGGAACAUCUACACCAAGUGAUGCAGCUAUGCUGGCACGAGAACCCUGACUCUCGGCCCGGCGCCGCCCAGGUGCAGGCGCUUCUCGAGCACCUCCACUCUACGCACAUGCGCUGCAGCGAAACCCGUGACGACGGCUACGGCAGCUCUGACUUCGAGGAGCGCUGGCAGCGCCUCAAGCCCAACACCAUCCCCAAGCUGGACGAGCACCGCGCCCUCGUGCACGCCCCCUCCACCUCCGUCACCUCACACUUCACCGGCUCCGAGGAGUCAUCCGCCCACUGCCUCAGCGUCGACAUGGACACCGCCGUCUCCAGGUCCAGCAGCAUCAUGUCGGAUAAAGACCCGCUGUCCGUGCAGAUCAAGUCCGAGAGCCUCACAAACCUCCACGGCUCGCUCGAGGACGUCCGCAACAUUUAUCUCACACAUAACGAGCAGGCCGUCCUCGAGUGCCACCAGGCCAACACUAUCGAGGACCGCGACGACGAUCGCUCGGACGCCUCCGUCGACCCGUGGCUCAAGGAGAUCAUCGCCGGCAGCCAGGACGACGUCAGCUACUACAAAGAUGUCAGCGACGUCAUAAAGAAUCUCGAUAAUAUUCUCAAUUCGGAAAAGACGUCCAGCUCGGAGUCGAGCCACCAGGCGAGUCCAUCGAGGGACAAUUUGAGCUUAGACUGUAAAAAAGAUUACCCGAUGCAAUCUAGUAUGGUUAAAUCGCCUGGCAUUACAAACUUCCAGAAUCUUUUGGAAGUCGGACUUGAAGACAAAUCGCCCGAUAAGAAACAGGAUGAGGAUGAAGAUAGAGAUACAAUAGGCACGCUCAGUCACUCCUUCGAGCGGCAUAGUGAUACCAUCAGCCAACACACCUUAGAAAAUUUAACUCCUGAUACGCCUAUAAAAGAUAUGGAGUUACCGUUUGAAAAAUCGAAUGCUGAUUUACAAAAUAAACUGCAUGCAAUUGAAAUAUCUGAGGAUGUACAAGUUGAAGCAGUAUUGCCAAAAGAAAGUGAAGUAGAUAAUAGUGAUAGUGUAAAAACUGAUUUAUGUAUAACGCCAAUGCAUAGUGUUAAUGAAGAUAAGAAUGUGAAUGUGAGUGAAGACUGCCAAACCCCGAGUGAUAAUAAGUUAACUGAUAUAUUGCAUGAUAAGGAAACAGUGCAAGCUAAGUCAAUAAGUGAAGUUAGCGAUAAUUACCCAGUUUGUAAUAACGCGGAAGAAGUAAUAAUUAAGACUGUUCCAACUUUAGAACAAAAUGUGCCAGUGAAUGUAGAAGAUAAAGAGAUCUUGCCGGUAUUCCCUGAGGUAGUUAAAAAUGAUAAGGCUGCAGAUCUGUUACCAAAUGCCCCACUAGAAGAAAAACAUGCGACUGACCUACGACUCGAAACGACUAGCAUAAAUAAUCAAAAAGAAAUAAAUAAUGAUCUCAUUUCACCUGCAGAAAGUACAACCGAUAGUAAAAUAACCCCAUUUGAUAUGAUAGCCCUGGAAGAAACUUCGUCUGUAAAAGUAGAAAACUUAGACAAUGUUAGUCAAAUAGCGUUUGAAUCUCCUCAUAGGUUAGAAGAAAGUCAACAAGGCGAUUCGCCUUUACCAACUUAUGAAGAAAAAGAGGAAUCAGAUGUGCCUGAAUCAGUACAAAUUAUAUCCGCCGUUCCAGUUAUUGAGAGCUUUUUAACUGGAAGUCAUAAUAAAGGCGAUGUAGAAGUAGAUCUUAAGUCAAUUACUGAAACAGAUGUUUCUAAAAACACAGAGGAAGAACUUGUGACAUUGGUAGAAAAAGAAGUUGUGGUGACAAAUGCUCCAAUUAAUGUUACUACACCUACUUUGAUUUUCUCGGAAGCACAAGAAGACAAACAACUCUCAAUAGAUAAACUUCCUGAGGAAUUUAUUGACAAAAUAAUUAAAGAAGCUGAGACAGCUGCUUUGAAUUGUAUUGAAACUGCUCGAGCUAAAACAUUAGUACCUGAACCAUUGAAUAUUCCUAAAAGCGAAACAGUGGAAAUAUUUCUUAACACUGAAAUAAAAUCCUUAAAUAACUCUACUGCAGAUAAUAUUACUCAUGAUACUAGAGCUGGGCAAGAAAUAUUACAAAAACAAACAUCCUCACAAGAAGAUGGUCAACAUAAUUUUUUAAAAGAGGAGGUAAAAAUACCUUCAUCCAGCAAUCUAGAUAAUAUUACAAAAGAAAUCUUGCUAGAUGCCAUGCAAGAAGUACCUAAAGUUAUGCUAAAAGUAGAAUCACUGGAUUUUUUUCACGAGAAUAAUUUAAAAGUGACAACCACUUCUGACGCUUAUUUACGAGAAUGUGAAACGAAAGCCCCUGAAAUCGAAUCUCUUCCGGAUGUUGUACGGGAUGUUACGCACUCCAUAGAUCAACCGAUUGAUAAACAGGUGCAUUGUGAUAUGGAAAAUACUAAUACGCAAAUUGAAUCACAAUCAGUGGUCCCUCAGAUAUCACUUGAUCUUGAAUCGACAGCAAGUGCAGAUUCUUCACAAAGUACUUUUCUCAUUAAAGACACACUGAAAGAAGAAUCUAAAAUUGUAUCCGAAAGUCCUGUAGACAUUUUACUAGAUGAGCCAGUACAAGAAAUUGUGGAACCGAAAGUUAACAUGGAAACUGUGAUAAAUAAAUUUCUUGAUUCUGAAAAAGGAGUAACAGAAAGUUUAUGCGCUGAUGACACUUUGAAACCAACAUCUAAGGUACCAAGUCAGAAUGAAGCUGAAUUAAUUGCAGUGGUUGCAGAAGAAACAAUUGCAAAAGACAAUAUUGUAGAACAAAAUGCUAUUCCCGAGUCUAAUACUACUGCUGUUGAAAAUGAGCGUGUACCAUCAGAUGACAGCACAGCUUAUAUGGAUCUGACAGAUAGUGCGAAAACUGAAAUUGUAGAACAAAACCCUAUGGAUGAUAACGUUAAAGAUGUCAUUAACUCUUGCUUAGAGACUCCUGGAAAUGAUAGCUGUUCACUAGUCAAGUUGGAAUCCACAGAGUACUUAGACCUGCCUACUGUUGUGAGGGAUGUGGAUGAGUUUUUACACGCGGAAAGGCAACUUAGCAGCCAAGUGGACGAGAAGGAUCCUCUAUGUUCAAGUACACCUAAAAGCUCAGUGGAUGAUGCUCCAAACUCAACAGAAGAAAAGUCUGACGUAUUAUCAGAAACAAAAGUCCCCAACUAUGGACCCGGAGUAACGCUAACAAAAUUGGAACAACAAUGUGUCCCAGAUUUUCUAAGCCCUUUUGAUUCUCCGACCAAAAGUCACCCAACUGACACCUACGAUGAAAACAGCUCAGUAGUCCUAGGCCCUUUUGAGAACUGCACCAUGGAACUUUUUAAAGGCGUUAAAUCGGGUGAAGAUCUAGGCGACAUCCCGAAAGAAGAGAUGUUCUUCUCUUCAAAUUUCAGCGAAAUGAAUCUCGAAACUCCGUCGCCACUCCGCGAUGGUAACUUUUUGAAUGAAGUGCCGGAUAUAGUGAACGAUGAUAAUUUCCUGGAUAUUAUCAGUGAUCCCAAGGAUGAUACAGACUCGAAGACCGACGCCAGUGACGUCACUGAUCAGUCUGUUGCUGAGAAAAAAGUUUCACCGUCAACGCCUCCCAACUCUCCUGGUUACUUUCUAGCAUCUACAUCUCAGCAGAAAUAUCUAGUAGAUAUAGAUUUCAACCCAGCAACGGAGCCCGCUCCCGUGGAGUCAGAUUCCGGUUUAAGUUCACUGCAUAAAGAAAUCGAGUUGAAUCAAAUAGAGCUUCAAAUCACUUCGAAAUUGGCUAUGGCCGAGAACGAAAAUAAUUUAAAUAUUGAAUACUCCGGGCCGUUGACUGUGGAAGGUUUAGUGCAGAAUGAUCUGGUGAGGGAGGAGGAAUCGGCGCCGGAGACGUUUCUAGCGGGGAACGGGGGGAACAUUGAUGAUAUACGGGAGAUGUUCACGCUGGAUGAAGACUGCGUCAACGCGUUGAGGAACGAGCUGGAACUGAAGCUGCCUCUUGCACAGGUGGCAGCGAUAGAGCCCUCGUGCGAGAGCGAGAGCUCCAGCGGGUCUUGGUCGGAGCUGCCGCCGCCGCCCGAGCUGGUGGUGAGCUACCCGGGCGCGCUCAGCCCCAUCGCCGAGGAGACCGGCCCGCAGCUCUCCGCCUACGAGAACGACGUGCUGUGGAACGCGUCUCUCCGCACGGAAUCCUCAGAAAGCUAUCCUUCUCCAUGCAACAAUUCUACGGAGGAACCGACGGAGCCGCCGACAGGCCAAGACACCUACACGCUGCCCGGCCGGCAAUCCUGCACCCAACCUCAGACUAGUAGCAGGGAGAUAACAAUGAGUGCCGAUAGUCUAAACGCCAGUCCCGCGAAAACCGGAAUAGACGACCGAACGUUCACCGUGGACGAGGGCCCCUGCGAGCGCAUCUCCCAGGUCUCCCCUUUCGUGCUCAGCCCCACCACCGACUCCUCUGCCACCGCCGUCACGGGCGUCUCCACACUGUCCAAGACCACGCAACCGACCGACAUCAAACCUUCAGAAACGCUCUCUAAAGCUACCAGCAUCGAUUCCUGGUGUUCCAACGACACGCUAUAUAACGUAGAAGAGGCUUUCGAUGACAUAGCCUCCGAUCAAGAUCUCCCUCCAGACUUUGAUGCCGAAAAAGACGACAGCGAAAGCGACACGCUCACCCUCGACGAUGAUAAAGAGGUCAGCCACAUAUCCACCUACAUCGUCCACGACAGCAAGUCGGACGACGAUCGGUUCUCACCCGACUCCAUCACAGCGAACGAUAAUGACAACCAUACGUAUACGAAAGCGAGAGCCUCGCCGACCAAGUCUGAGGGCUCAAAAACGAAGGAUUUAGCGUACGGGACGAUGACAGGGCCGUACUCUAACUGCACAACUGAAAUCUUGUCUGCCGAUAAUGCUUGGAUGUUACCCCAACCGGAGCUAGUUCGACGCUCCCCCAUAGAUGUCAAUGUCGAUAUCUCCACUCCGGCACCCAAAGAACGCGAGGAAGUAAUCGAUAGCCCGAAAUUAAAAAGUGAACCUUGUGUCAAAAAAAUGGACAGCGUUGAAAUAACUUGCCUAGAAGAUCAUUUAUUAAACAACGAGAGCCCGAAACGUGAUGAAACCCACGACAGCCCGCACUGCAACUACGAUAUGGGGGCCGGUGUGACGAGCACUCCUCUUACGGAGAUUCCUUCGGAAGAGAGCACGCCUUCGACUUUGGCACUAGAUAUGAGGACGCCAGAAAAUCUACCCAACAUUGUACCCAACUACCAGUCUUUUAUGCUGUCAGCGGAGCUGCGGCAACAAGAGACAGAUGUACAUACCUUCCCUUACGAGUCCGAGGUAUCCGAGGAGAGCCGACUUGGAUCGGAGGCGACGCCGUCUUUCAUCGAGUUCAUGCACGCGGCUACUUCUAAACCCCAGGAAACCUCGCGCUUGCACUCUAGUCAAAACGGUUCAGGCGACUUCGACCGAUUCGAAAACUCAUUGAAAACACGCCCUCAGGACCUUUCCCACGAGAAAGAAGCUCCUACAGAAGACUUGACCAGGCCUAGUCAACCGAGAACUCUAGUUUUAAGUCCGCCUAGUAUUACGAAUUUUAAAGAAUCUCACGUAGGUAAGAAUACAGUUAUAAUUACAGACUUAGAGGAGGAUGAGACGGAGCAACCUCAUUCGAUUAUUAUCGCUGAAAUUUCCAAAGAAAAGGACAGUCCUAAUAGGACGUUUGAUUCUCAUAUAGUCGAAUUGAAUCAUACAUACGACUCUCACACGAGCAGGAAACAAAUAGAUGGCGCACUAAAAGAGAGCAACAGUGACAAUUCCAAAGAAAUAACAAUAAAUGGAACAAAUGAUGAAAGUCAUGAUAUGGAUCAAACUGAAGUCAAAUCACCCGAAACAAAAACUGAAGAAACAAAGCAUAUAGAACAAACUAUAAAUAAUGUGUCAACAUCUCUUAGAGACAUCCCAAAUGGCACAGUUUCAAAAGUCAAUAACGCUUAUGAGAUAAAGUGCAAUGGCAAUAGCGAGAAAUUUGCAACAGUCAACUUUAUAAGCGAAUCUUUUGAGGAACUUCUCGAGAGCAAUGUCGAUGACGGGGACUGCAAAGAGACCAAGCCCGAUGAUGAAAUCCUAGAAAAUUCUGAAGAAGAUAAAACGCUCCCUUUAAAAGAUAGCCCGGUGAAACUUGUGCCUGAACAAGUGAACGGAGUGGAAGAGAAAAUGGUGGCUGUGACAGAGGAUUUUUUACAGAACGAGAAGAAGUUCUGUCAGCUUGACGUUUACCUGCCGAUCCUGAGUGAUAUUCGAUUUACAGGACCAGCUUCCGAGAUCAUGAGUACAUCGUUCACGGAAGACUCACCGACGGAGCCCACGCCAGAGGGAGACGGCAACAAGCCCGGCGACGAGAAGGAGUGGGACAGCGACACCGACUCGCACUCCAGCAAUUCGUCGAGUGGCGAAUUUAUUUGGAAGGGCGGCGACGGGCAAGAGACCUCCGUCGUUCCAACCACGCAAUUCGACCAUCGCGGCUCGAACGGGUCCGCGGGCCGCGCGGCGCCGGGCUCGGGCAGCGCCUCGGGCUCGGGCUCCGGCUCGGGCUCGGAGGGCGACGAGGUGGAGUUCGUGCCGUCGUCGUGGGACUGCCGCGCCGAGCCUGCCAAGUCCUCCCUUCGCAGCCUGCCCGUUUCACAGGAUAACAAGAAGCGCGUGGUGUUCAAGCGGCAGAAGUACCACUGCGUGUACGAGUACCCGCGCGAGCUGGCCGCCGUGGACGCCGACUCGCCCGCCUACCUGCCCGACCUGUCCACAUACUCAGAAUGGGACCCCGGCAGCGCGGAGGAGGCGGAGCUGGGCUACGGGCAGCUGUUCGGCGCGGCCUCGCCGCUCGACCUGUACCCGCUGCGCGGGACCAUCGCCUUCGGAGCAGAUUACGAUGAGGAUUUCUUCAUAUCGUCAUCGGCCCGUCCGUUCGAGAGUCUCGGCGUGAUGUCCACCACCAGCCAGUUCUUCCCCGGCAUGCGGCUCAAGCCGCUCGACCUCCCCGCCGACGACGACUUCCCCCCGCCGCCCUCCCCGCUCGCGCCCCUCCCGCAGACGCGUACGCCCUCGCUGGACUUCACCACCCCGGACUCCGGCGUCGAGGACAUCACCCCCGGCUCCACCUCCACCGACGAAGACUUCAAAACCAAGAAGCUCGAGGACGUCACUCAGUGGCGGAGCAUGGACAGCGGCAGCUCCAGCGAGUCCGUCAGCCCGAGCUCCCCCGGCGGCGAGGCGCUCGGCGGCCUGCGCCACACGCGCGACAAGCUCAAGCUCGACCUCCCGCCCAGCCCGCACAUACCCUCGCCCAGGCACAACAGGGUCUUCAACUUCGUUCUCGACAAGCCGAAGAGGCGCGCGGCCGACGACCGGUCAGACGUCGGCACCACCCCCCUCGUCAUGACCGACGACACCCCGCUCGUCACCGCCCCCCUCCCCGUGCCCGACUGCGAGGACGUCCCCGUCCCGGAGCCCACCUUCUCCACAUUCGGCAAGACCGUCCCUCGAGCCGACCCCGAGCAGAAGAUCAUACUGACCGACGACGGAGAAAAGGCGGCCAGUCCCGUGAAGGAGCCCGUCCGCGGGGAGGGCACCGUGCUGGACAGCGGCGACGAGGACUCCGGCAUAGAGAGCAGCGCUAAAACCACGCUCGAGCGCAAAACCCCCAACGUUUCUUAGAUAUAAUAUCGUAGUGGUGGCGUGGCGUCAAAAUUGUUCCAAGAUCGUGACGAAAUUUCUCUCACUUUCUUUAAAACCUGCGGGUCUUAUCGCGAGCAUAAAGACUCAAUGAGAAACUGAGCGGAGCGGUAUAGCAGUCUGCCUCGCUCUAACAUAUCCGGCCAAUUCUUUUGUAUCCAUGUAUACGAUUGCUGAGACUCACAGCUGAACGAUUGAGUUCGGAUGAACGUGUAAAAUAAGAAACCUAAAAUGAUUUUAUAAAAUCCUCGGGUUCCAUACAUUAAUUACGCCGCGCCACUGGCGCAGAUUGUUAUAGCUCCGAGGCCUAUGGUCCGAUCGUUACUUUAGCUGAUAGUAUUACCAACACUAGGUUAACUCGAGGCAUACAACGGUAAUUCGUAGAAAAACAUUACCCUCUCGUCAUUGCCUACUCAAACGUAAUGAAGAAACAUUUAAUUGACCAUUAGGAAAGUUCAACUCAUUUGAAUGUUUCAGAUAGUAAGGGCACUAAAAGACUGUUAAGUCUUUUAUAAUAGGUACAUGAGAUUAUCUCUCCCUUAACCGUUUGUAUUGAAGUAGAUGUUUUCUACGGGCAAGCGAACACAACGUCCGCAAGUGUUUAGUUUCUCUAUGAAUACAUAUCGAAGAACGCGUUAUUUUAUGCCAUUUGCAUUGCGUUUAGUCGAAAUGGCAUAUUGUUGUUUUCUUUAUAACAUCUUCAUGAAAUCAUGCCAAUUUAUGCAAUAUGGAGAUAUAAAACUUCAUUAGCAAUAGUUUUACUUGACAUUCGUUGAAACAAUGAACUUAGAAUGUCAAUUUAACUCAUCUGAUAUUACCACUGUGUAGAAUUUAACGAUAUCUGUAAUUUAGCCAAUCUAAAGCUACGUCCACAAGCAUUUCCUAUGAAUGCUAAAUACCAACAAUAUUUUAGGGAAACUACAGACAUAAGGUACAAAUAACCGGCAGUAUCUAAUAUAAGUAAGUGCUUUGAUCCGUUUACAGUCCCGUGAUGAAGCAGCCUAAUUUUAAUACUGUAGUACGAUGGCCUAUCCAUUUUUGUAAAGUUUUAUCCCAUUCUUAUACUUGCUAGAUUUUUCAUACGUAAAGUGUUACUCUAAUUUUUAACAUAGUGUAGAGUUGCGUUUGGUACGUAAAGAGAACGCUAUAGGAAUAUCGGAAACUAUAUCUACACGGACGAAAUUUUAAAAAUAUCUGGCUCUUAAUCUCAUGACUAUAUAAUGGUGUCUUUGAAGGCGCUUCGUUCGUGUAGAAUUGUAGAUAUAAUGUGUUACUGAAGUGUAAAAUAUAGGUAUAUUUGAAGACGUUCUUUUAACAACCAAAUAAUAAAGUUGGAACAUAUAAAGUACCUAUAUUUUACUCGAUUUCUGUCCUUGGAUGGAGGUAGAAUCUCAUUAGAACCUAGGGCGGAGACCCAAACGCGACUUAAGUUAUUCAAUGUCUAAAUUAUUUCAUUUACGGUGAUUUCACAUACGCACAAGUGAAUUCGCAUCUUCCAUCUAUCGAACCUCGACAUUAUGAAAUCUAAAUUAAAUAUAUCGGUAUAAAAUUGAGGUUACAAAGCCAAUUCUUAGUUAAGUGAAAAUUUAUAUUAGAUAAGGUAGCAAUAGAUGUAAAGAGUUGUGGUGAUUAUUGCGUAUUCGGCGCCGGCGGACUGGUCGUAUGUAUCUAGUGUACUAAUACAACAUGUAAUUGAUCCAGUCACUGACACCUGCGUAUGCUCAGGUACCGGCUAGUGCUGAGUAUUUAGAACCUAUUGUUUUUCUUAGUGUAAGGCCUGAGUGGACGCUCGAAGCGGAGCGUUCGGCGGGGCGUGCAGCGUGGCAUCGGGCUUACAAGUGAUUUCAGCAGCGUGCACUAAGGCCGCUCCUAUACGUUUGCAUUUGUUUAACAUGCACGCUGCCCCGCUGCACGGUCAACUCGAGCGUCCACUCAGGCCUUACACAUAAGGUUAAAAAUAAAUGGCCAACUUAACACCUAUUUGCGAGAGGUUAGAUAAGUGUGUUUUAGUUAGUGCAAGCAGCAACAACAGUAGCUUAGUUAUGCGGUUUUAAAAUGGUCUCUAUUGUUAAAGCAAUAAGGUAUCGAGCAUGGUCUACGUAGCUACCUUGUGCUGUGUACGCGCUGAGCACAGGCCUCGCCCGCGCCGGUCCCACGACCCAUCAAUAUAAUAUGCAAUACGUCCAAGUGUGAACCUAAUGUGCAAUUCUUCUCAUUUCCAUAUCAUGGUGUUUUAGUUGUUUAGUUACUCAAUGUAAAUAUAAUUUAAUGAUCCAAGGAAAAUUUUUAAUAUGAAAUUUUAUUGCUUAUAUGUAUUGUACGACACGUUUAUUGUUCUGAACAUUAUUUUUACAGUUUUAGAAUGUUUUCGUUAAUGUACAGUUGUAAAUACGGUAGGAGUCCAUUUUGUUAUGAUGUAGUGGAGGUUUCGCGUCAAAGUAAUUCGUUCUGAACGCUUAAUCGAAAUCUCUAGACAGAUUCCAUUAUACUACGUCGCUAAAGAACAAGGAAUUAUUUGAUUGAAUGAAUUGUCCAAUAAUUAUGGUAUUUAUUGUUUGUAAGUUGUUAUUGAUUUGUAUGAACUGUCCGCAGUAUUUCGUGAAUGUGAACGUUGAAGGUUUUCAUAUUGUGACUUUGUCUUGUCUUUUAAAAGUAUUUCUAUGGAGAAAAAAAAUAAUGAAUAAAACUCGUAACUCAA
Cydia fagiglandana is the source of this 11851-nucleotide messenger RNA. RefSeq lists its product as uncharacterized. Gene Ontology annotation, molecular function: ATP binding; protein kinase activity. The record is from RefSeq and is a predicted model, not a curated record. Gene Ontology annotation, biological process: protein phosphorylation. Bases 286 to 9135 code for a protein of 2949 amino acids. The transcript has 19 exons. Lineage: Eukaryota; Metazoa; Arthropoda; Insecta; Lepidoptera; Tortricidae.